UGAAGCAGGCUUAAACAAGAUGGCUGAUCUGGGAUCCAGUCUUACAAAAAUGGAUUGGCUUCACCGACUUAAAGUUGGUGGGCCUAUGCCUGGACCAGGAAUAAAUGGAUCUCAAUGUACAACCGAUGCAUUGGGAAGAAUUUCUGGACAGGUAGGAGCAAGAGGAUCUCCAGAUCCACCUGGGCUGUAUGACCACACUGGGCAGACACCUCAAAAAGAUGGGAAACCACCGUACAGUUAUGCAAACUUAAUCAUGCAUGCCAUCAACAGCACAAGCAAAAAACGAAUGACAUUAAGUGAAAUUUAUGCUUGGAUAUGCGAUAACUUUCCUUAUUACAAGGAGGUGGGAAAUGGAUGGAAGAACUCCAUCAGGCACAAUCUAUCAUUAAAUAAAUGUUUCCAGAAAGUUCCCAGAUCAAAAGAUGAUCCCGGCAAGGGAUCCUAUUGGGCCAUACAGACCCUCCCACCAGAUGACCCGCUGCCUCCCACACGCCAUCGCAAAAAACGACCAAAUGACAGACACUCCCCAUACAGCCCAGAUAGUGGCCUGAGUCCUGUUUCGCAGUCACAUUCCAUUUUAGCCAUGCAGAUCAAGUCAGAGUCAGGGAGUAGUCAGUCAUCUCCCUUCAGCUCCAGCUGUCUGGGCAUGAGUCCUGUGUCAGCUCACCAACAAUCUCCACCCUCCCCCAGCAGCAGUAACAACCCUCUCUUCUCAGCAACUAGAGUUACCCAUGAUUCCCUCACAGAAAAUUCUUCCAGACUGCCAGCAUCCUCUGGGUUGAUCUCUGGAAGUUCAGACUCUCAAACUCACGCAGACGAACUCAACAGUUCUGUCUUUAACUUGUACAAAACUAUCUUUGAAAGCUCUUCGGGUGUUCCAAAUUUGAAUUUGUCAGCGUCAGAUUGGCUCCAGAAUUUAGACACAUUAAAAGAAAGUAUGCGAUCCAGUGGGAAUGACUGGCAAAAUAUUGACAUGUCCCAGUUUCAAGGUCUUUUAGAAACUGUGAAACAGUCGGACACAUCAAGCUGGUCGUCUUUUAGCGCAGACAAUUUUGGGGACUUGGCGUCAUCCUUAAACAAUUAUUUCAACCAGGCAGCAUUGUCUCAAAGUCAGAGCAGAGGAGGAGACAGUGGUGGUUUUAUUUCCUGCACCAACAGUAGUGUGGCCUCACCCAAUGUGGCUGUAUCAGUUGAAAGAGUUCCCUCCCAUUUACAUGAACAUCCAAACUUCCUUCAGGGAGAUGAAAUUGAUGAUGACUUUGAGUGGGACAAAAUUCUAUAAUCCUUGUGAUGAAUUGAUGACUUUGAGUGGAACAGAAUUCUUCAAUCCUUGUGAAGAAACUGAUGACUGAGUGGAACAGAAUUCUUCAAUCCUUGUGAUGAUAUUGAUUCAAUCCUCUCAAGACAUUGAGUCUGACAUUAAAACAAUCCCAUAAGUCCAUGACCAUGAAAUUGCAGAGCAGGGGAAAUAACUGUAGUUAAUUUUUCUAUGCAGUUAAUAAUAUUGGAUUCUCUCCCAUGCAACCCUACUGAUAAAAAAAAAAAAUUCCACACACUGGUCAGUGAUAAUUUAAAACUUAUUGAAUCAACUACAAAGUUCAGAGUUGUAUUGGAUGUGAUGACGUUAAUUAUUCUUAGAGAAAUGAUGGUAGCGUAGGGGAAAAGUCAACUUGCAUUAUUUAAAAUCUAAGUACUGUCUUACAAUAUUGUUGAGCUAGAAUUAAGUACUCUGAAUUGGGACCUUCAUUACUCUUAGAAUGAUAACGGAAAUAUAUAUUAAAUGAAAAGGAACUAUAAGGUAAAUGGUAAGUGAAAAUGACCAAGUUUUGAAAAAUGAUCUGGCAACUUUGGUCAUAAACUGUUGAUGGUAAUGUGAUUAGUAUUUGUGAUUUACAACUUUACAACAAAAAUCUACAAAGAUAUAUAUUAUCACAUAGGGUGUGAUAUCAUACAUGUGAUAUACUGAUAAAUUUAAAUUAUUUAUAUAUUUAUUAAGUAUUUUUAUCGAAUUCCUAAGAUGUAUGGUUGUUUUAAAGUAUUUUACAAGAAAUAAUGACUAUAUUUCCUUUGUUCAGAGAAAUUAUUGUGAGUAAAGCAUUUAGAUAUUUUUCUUUGAGAGAUUGAUCCUAUCCUUAAUGAACUUGUAGAGUAGUCACAAGUGGUACGUUAACAUUUUCUAACAUGUACAUAAGAGAUUUUUGUUUCAUUUAUGAUGAUCACAACUUUUAGAUUACUGUAAAUAAUCAUGGCUUUUGUGUUUCUUUUCACAUCAGAAUGUGCAAUUUUCAUAUCUAUUUCUCAUAUGUAAUAAGCAUUUCCAAUCAUUGUUCUUCGCCAAUAAAUGAAAAACAAAAUUUGAUAAUUUUUAAUUUAUUUCCCUAAUUUGAAUUAAAAAUUAUUUUUUCAAAAAAUUUAUAAACAAAAAAGCUAUUUCAAUUUUGUUUCGGUUUUAAUUAAUGGAAAUUUUUAUUUUUUAUUUUGUAUUUAAGUUAUUUAAAAAGUUGUAUUUAUUAUGAUAUAUGAACAACAUAUUGCAUGAUAAAGUGGAAGUACUAAAAUGAGGCUGGUAUCUGAUGAGACACAGAGCCUAUUCACAAAAUGUUGUGACUGCAUAGAUUUUAUCUCAGGGGGGGUUCUGAGCCCUCACAACCCCACCCUACUGACACCACUGGUUGUGCCAGCACUUUUAUUCCGCCAGUACCCGAACUGAAAUCCAAUUUUUUAUUCUUCAAAAAUUAUUUUAAAAAUUCUUGCUUCCUAGUUGUAUGGCACAUUGAUUCAACAAAAAUUAAUCUUAAAUGUUACUGUUAUAUAGAAACUGUGUUCAUUAUUUGAAGGGUCUCUGUAACAGUAGGUUUUAAAACUUCCCAUUUUUUCUCUGGCUUGGCUUGAAAUAUUAUAAUUGCCAGGAGAUAUAAUUUCUUUUGGAAAUAUUUGCUUGCUAAGUUU
Messenger RNA from Physella acuta, 2949 nucleotides. Its product is annotated as forkhead box protein J3-like. Gene Ontology annotation, cellular component: nucleus. Lineage: Eukaryota; Metazoa; Mollusca; Gastropoda; Physidae. Gene Ontology annotation, biological process: regulation of transcription by RNA polymerase II. The record is from RefSeq and is a predicted model, not a curated record. Gene Ontology annotation, molecular function: RNA polymerase II cis-regulatory region sequence-specific DNA binding; DNA-binding transcription factor activity, RNA polymerase II-specific.